CUGAAAUCAAACUCUUGUGUUAAAUGUGAUUCAUGGACGACUAUCUGGCUUAUGUAACUUCAGCUUUAAUUCGGACCACAGAUCUGCUGCUGCCUCGUCUCUGAAGCAGAACCGAACCCUUUCUGCAGAAAACACACACACCGCUGCAUCCUUCUUGGACGUUUCACAGACUUAAAGAGAAAUGCUCCCACCAGCUGAAGUCUGCUAAAAGAAAUCUAAAUCAAAUCCAGCAUGGCCGUCUCCCAGCUGAACCUGGAUGACUACAGUGUUUACAGUCACCUGUCUGAUGAGGAGCUGUUGCAGAUCGCUGUGGAGAGAAGUCUCUCUGACAAACAUCCCCAAAGAGAUUCCAAUCCAAGCUCAGCAUCACUGUCUGCAUCCCCAGUUUCUGCUGUUCCAGACGCCACACAAAGACCUCCUGAUCUGUCCAGACGCCGUCAGCAGAACCCCCCAUCUCAGCCCCCACCACAUGUCCCCAACUCUGCAAAUCCCCCCACUGCCCUGUCAAGGUUUCUCUACAAUACCGUCAGGAGAGAGUUGAGUCCUAUACAAUCUAUCAUUGUAAAUGGAGAUGUAGAAGCUUUGAUGGGUUUGGUCAGACAGAAGUCCAGAAUCCUGACGGAGCCAAACAAAGAAGGCUGGAUCUCUCUUCAUGAAGCUGCUUAUUAUGGACAGCUGCAGUGUGUCAGGAUCCUCGUCAGAGCUGAUCCCAGCUCAGUAAACAAAUGUACUCUGGAGAACGAAACGGCCCUGAUGCUCGCCGCCUUCCAGGGAAAGGCUCCCUGUGUCGAGUUCCUCCUGAGGAACGGCGCCAACCCAAACAUCGCCAACAAAUCCAGAGAGACGCCGCUCUUCGCAGCUUGUGAGCGUCCAAACGAGGACGUUGUGGACCUCCUGCUGAAGUCUGGAGCUCAGGUGAAUCGCUGCUGCAGUCAGGGAGGAAGUCCUCUUCAUGAAGCCUGCAGACAUGGAAGUCUGAAGAUCUGCAGGAUGUUACUGGAUGCUGGAGCGGAUCUAAACAUUAAAAACAUUUACAAAAUCCAACCGUUCUUCACCGCUGCACAGCAUGGAUUCACAGAAGUCCUCCACCUGCUGGCACAGCGAGGUGCAGAUGUUAAUGGGCAGGCUGGAGAUGGAGCGUCGCCGUUGUACGAAGCCUGUAAGAACGGCCACAUUUCAGCUGUCCAGAAGCUGCUCUCUCUGAAAGCUGAUGCAAACCGGGUGACGAAGUCCAGCCGUCUGCCUCUUCAUGUAGCCGUGAAGAACAAUCACAUACGGAUUGUGUCGCUGCUGAUCCCGGCCACCAGCACGGCCAGAGUCCGGAGCUGUGGCAUCAGUCCUCUGCACAUCGCUGCAGAGCAUAACAGGGAUGAAAUCAUGGAACUGCUGAUUAAGUCUGGUUUUGACAUCAACGCUGAGCUGUCAGAUGAACACUCCAGGAUGUAUGAAGACAGACGGGCCACAUCUCUCUAUUUCUCUGUCUACAACGGGAAUCUGGACACUGCAGAGAUGCUGCUGGAGGCUGGAGCCAAUCCCAACCUGGACACCUUCAAUCCGCUACUCAUCGCCGUCCGGCUUGGCUGGAUAGAAAUGGCAGAGCUGCUGGUGAGGUACGGUGCUGAUGUCAACGCUCAGAUCUCCACACAGCCAUCAACGUUCCCAUCAGCCAUCCUGCUCAGCAUGGAGUCUCUGCCCAUGCUCAAACUGCUGCUGGAUAACGGCUGCAACGCCCGACCCUGCUUCGACUGUCUGUACGGUCAGAAACCACAUCCGGCUGUCGCACCAUCCCGGCGUCCACUUGAAGAACUGCGGACCAACACAAAUUUACCACCGGAGCAUUGCAUUCAGUACUGUGAUGCCGUCUCCAGCCCGUCUCUGUGGCGGAUAUCUGGUCCGGUCAUCUCGCUGCUGUUGGACUACGUCUGUCAUGUCCGACUCUGCUCUCGGCUGCUGGAGAUUCUGGAGAGUCGCAGCGACUGGGCGCCCAUCAAGCUGAAAGCUCUUCCUCCUCAUCCUCUGAUGCAGCUCUGCAGGCUGAAGAUUCGACUCCUGCUCGGAUCCCGUCGACUCAAACUACUCCACGCUCUGCCGCUUCCUCCCAGACUCAUCCGAUUCCUUCAGUAUAACGUCCACUGUUCACUCACCUGAAGUGACACCUGAUGAUAAACUGCACCGAACAAACAGCGUUCCUGAACUUUUCUGUAAACAAUGAUCACAAGCGGAAUACAUAAACAUUAAAAUGUGUUUUAUAGCAGAGUCUGCUUUUACUGUCCCAACAGCUUCAUGUUGCUCAGCUUCAACUUGAAACUCACUUUAACUCAGAGUUUUAAAUAAAUAACUCAGUUCUGAAA
Melanotaenia boesemani (Boeseman's rainbowfish) is the source of this 2351-nucleotide messenger RNA. RefSeq names its product ankyrin repeat and SOCS box protein 2-like. NCBI's taxonomy places the organism in Eukaryota, Metazoa, Chordata, Actinopteri, Atheriniformes, Melanotaeniidae. Gene Ontology annotation, biological process: negative regulation of delayed rectifier potassium channel activity; intracellular signal transduction; neuronal action potential. Gene Ontology annotation, molecular function: transmembrane transporter binding. Gene Ontology annotation, cellular component: membrane; axon initial segment; synapse. The record is from RefSeq and is a predicted model, not a curated record. Bases 232 to 2148 code for a protein of 638 amino acids. The transcript has 9 exons.